Molecule: messenger RNA, 1672 nt
Organism: Lotus japonicus
Lineage: Eukaryota; Viridiplantae; Streptophyta; Magnoliopsida; Fabales; Fabaceae
Product: protein BPS1, chloroplastic-like
Exons: 3
Coding region: 457-1527 (356 amino acids)
Source: RefSeq, a predicted model, not a curated record
CACAAUCGCGUUUUCUUUAUCUACCACAAAAACGAAGAACACCACUCACCUAACAUUCGAACCCUUCAAAGAGACGAAACCGUUCUCAUCGGCUAUUCAAUCUCUCUAAAACUUUUUCCCCCUCUUCUCUUCGAUUCAUCUAUCUAUCAGGUGGCUAAUUCUGCAACUGGAAGCUAGAACGAGAAGAGUAAUACACUGAUGAUGAAGAUGGUGGCAACCAUGGAUCUUGUGUCAGAGAAAUGAGAAGUUAGUUUCAAUGUUGAUGUGAUAAAUGACAAGGAUGACCAUGGGUCUCCUUGUUAACCUGGCUUCUAGGACACUAUUGGUUCGGUUAACUAUUGGUUCACUCAACCAUAUACUAUGUAGUCAAUAAGUAAUGACCGUGAUUGUCUGGAGUUAAAUAAACUGGAUUAGAGAGAACCAGUUUCAAGAAAUUAAGUUAUUUAAGCUGCCAUAAUGAGCCGUCCACAGGACCCACAUCCACCCCGGUCUUUCUUCCCUUUUGGAAAUCCUUUUCGGAAGAUAUCACCUAAAGGCUCUCGCAAGUCUCCACAACUUCUUGCAGUACUACAUGCUUUUGAGGCAACAGUGGCAGAGAGGCUCAGAAAACUUAUGCCCAAAAGCAAGGAUGAAAUCCUCAGCUUAUCUUGGAUGACUCUAGCUAUGAAGUCACUUUGUGAAACUCAUAAUGACAUACGAACCCUUAUAAUAGAUCUUGAGCUGCCUGUGAGUAAUUGGGAUGACAAAUGGAUUGAUCUGUACUUGGACAUAAGUACAAAGUUGUUAGAUAUUUGCAAUGCAUUUAGUUCCGAGCUAUCAAGGCUGAAUCAAGGUAAUCUUCCUCUGAAGUGUGCAUUGCACAAUUUGAACUCUGUCUCUUCAAAGUUGUUUGUCCGGGCCUGUUCUUUCCUUGAUGAUUGGAGGCAACAAGUUAAUUCUAGGAACCCUAGAAUUGAAAAAUGCCACAGCAUUUUAGAUGAUCUUGUGGGAUCACUUGAUCUUCCUAAGGUUAAAAAUUCUGCCAAAGGUCAAGUUUUGAUGCAAGCCAUGUAUAGUGUCAAGGUGGAGACUAUAUUUAUUUGCAGUGUGUUUACUGCGGCAUUCUCUGGCUCUUCAAAGAAGUUGUUAGAUUUGGAUGUGGCUGACGUUUAUUCAUGGGCUCCAGCUUUUAUAAGUUUGCAGAACCUUGUAAAUGAGGAGAUUAGAGUUAGAUUUUCUAGUGGGAAUUUUUCUGUAAUGAGUGAGUUGGAAACUGUUGAUGCCGUUGUGAAGGAGUUGUAUCCUACUAUCCAGGGCGGUGGUGGUGAUGCCAUGGAGACAGAAUCACUUCUGAAGACUGUUGAGGAAUUAGGCGGGGCCACAGAGAAGCUUUCCCAAGGAAUGGAUCUUCUUUCAAAGGAAGUGGAUGGAUUUUUCCAAGCAGUUUUGACUAGCCGUGAUACUUUGCUAUCUGCUAUGAGGUUUGAUGAUAAGAAUGUAAAUGAUCGUGUAGUUGGCCGUAACAUAGUUAAGCAAGUAGUGCACUAAAUAUGUGUUAGCUUAACUGGUAGGUAAUGUUAGGUUGGGAGGUUUUCAAUGUUGUGUUUUUACUAUUUAGUUUUAUAUUUCAAGUUAGUAUAUGUGGGAGUGGGAUGUCAAACAAUGAAAUAUAUAUUAAGUUUAAUUUCGCCUA